This is a messenger RNA of Pseudonaja textilis, 1058 nucleotides long. Its product is annotated as ras-related protein Rab-39B-like. NCBI's taxonomy places the organism in Eukaryota, Metazoa, Chordata, Lepidosauria, Squamata, Elapidae. The record is from RefSeq and is a predicted model, not a curated record. Gene Ontology annotation, molecular function: GTP binding; GTPase activity.
UUGCUGGCCUGGCUUGGCCUUGAAUAAACACGGCCCAUUUUCAGGGAGGAGCAGGACAGGGAGAACUCGCACAUCCUGCCUGCCUUAGGAGCAGACUGCCUGCCUGCCUGCCUGCCUGCCCAAACAUGGAAUAAGAGCACCAGAGCCUCGGGCGGUCGAAGGGAGAGCAACUGUGCUAAUCUCAAACAAGUCUCAACCAGUUUCUUACCUGGGUUAGAACUCAGCUUUUUCCACUGCUUGGGACUCCAGGUCGAACACCGGAUUGGAACGUAUUUUGAGCUGGCAUGAGCCUUCUUGCUCCGCUCCACUGAUGCGUCAACAGACCCACACAGAUCCAGGCAUACAAGAGAUAGCAGCUUCCAGGGGUCUCUCUCUGUCUCUCUCUGUCUCUCUCUCUCUCUGCCAGCCUCCCCAUGGCUGUGGAUUCUCCGUGGGACUAUCAGUUCCGGAUCAUCAUGCUGGGCGAUUCCACGGUGGGGAAAUCGUGUCUUCUGAAGCGCUACGCCGACGGGGUCUUUACGGAGUCCAUGAACCAAACUGUGGGGGUGGACUUUUAUGUCCACUUUCUGGAGAUGGAGCCCAACCUGUGUGUCAAGCUGCAGUUUUGGGAUACUGCGGGCCAAGAACGGUUCAGAUCAGUGACACGUUCCUACUACCGUAACGCAGCUGGGGGAGUCCUGAUGUUUGACCUAACCAACCGGGCAUCAUUUGAGAACAUAAGGAUCUGGCACCAGGAAGUGGUGGACACAGUCAAACCUCACCGCCCGGUUUUCGUGCUGGUGGGGAACAAGAGUGACCUGGAGGCUGAACGGAAGGUGGGACAAAAGGAAGCUGAGAAACUGGCGGUUUCCUUUGAAGCCAAGUAUAUCGAGACUUCGGCGAAAAGCAGCAGCAAUGUGGAGGCAGUUUUCCAAAUGUUAACUCUGGGCAUCUACAAGGCCUUGAAAAGUGGGGUGAUGAAACCUGGUCCACAGUGGGAUGGAGUGAAAACCAAACUGCCAUCGCCGGUUCACUCAGAGGUUUCCACUCAGGAUAAGAGAAAGAAAUGUUCUUGCUAG